Messenger RNA from Scedosporium apiospermum, 1074 nucleotides. RefSeq lists its product as uncharacterized. Gene Ontology annotation, molecular function: protein kinase activity; ATP binding. The record is from RefSeq and is a predicted model, not a curated record. Lineage: Eukaryota; Fungi; Ascomycota; Sordariomycetes; Microascales; Microascaceae. Gene Ontology annotation, biological process: protein phosphorylation; spliceosomal complex assembly; regulation of mRNA processing. The transcript is spliced from 2 exons. The coding region runs from base 1 to 1074 and encodes 357 amino acids.
AUGCCGCCGGAUCUCGGCCCCAACAAUUCAGAUCAUGGCGAUUUCAUGUGCUCAUCUGACGAGUGCGAAGUCUACACAGAAGCCGAACAACGCGAACGUUAUGGCGACGGCUGUUCCUAUUACUAUCCCGUCUACGUAGGCGAAGUCCUCGAUGACGGGCGCUAUCGCGUCGAGCACAAACUCGGCUGGGGAGGCUACUCCACCGUUUGGCUGGCCCAGGAUAUGCACGAAAAUAAAUCUGUAGCCCUCAAGAUCAUGGUCCCCGGGGAAGAAGGUGAACGCGAGUGUUAUGUGCAUAAUGAAAUCAUCCAAAAUGUGGUUGAUCUUUCGGGUCUCACUAUUUGCAAGAGGGCUUUUUACAUCGACAUCCCGGAAGACCUGAACCAGGGAGCUGUUCUAUUCGACAUGCCACCCAUUGACAACCUCACGACAGCCCAAAGGUAUGAACUAUUCGGCCGGCCGCGAAAGAUUCUCUUAGAUGAAGUGUCCUGGAAACAAGCCGAGCUUGUAGAACCACUCAAGUUUCCAAAAGGCUGCGUUGGGAGCAAUGUCUACCUCGGCGACUUUGGCCUUUGCAUCAAGGCCGGCACGCCAGUGAAGCGCAGGAUGCAAGGGCCCGCUAGGUUCUGCGCUCCAGAGCUAUUCCACGGCGCAGACCCAAGCUUCGCCACUGAUAUGUGGGCUUAUAUGAAUCUCUUCGCUUGCUUUUACCUGGGUACCGAUGCUAUCUGGGGAGAGGGACUCCUACUGACGACCCGCAUCAUUGAGACCUUUGGCCCGUUUCCCGCCCAUUGGAAAGGCUCGCAUUACCUCCAGCAUGUGGAUAAGUCGGGUUGGUUCAACCCAAACCCGGAUAUGGAUUACUGGUAUGACCCGCAGACAAAGACUGUUCCGAAAAUGAGUCUUGAGAGUAAAAUAGAUAGGUUACGCCCUGACAUUAGUGAGAAUGAACGGUAUCAUGCCUUGAAAGUUAUGUACAGGGGGUUCCAAUACCUGCCCGAGAAUAGGCUUACGGCGGCUCAGCUCCUCGAAGACGAGUCAUUCAAGAUUGUCAUGGGCUUCUACGGAAUCUAG